AUGUCUGCGAAAAGGGCUGAAGUCAUCCUUGGGAGCGACAAUUACUUCCACUGGGGGUUUGUCAUGCGAAUGACGCUGGCGAGAAAGGGACUGCUAGCACACAUCCAGAUGGCCAAGCCCGAAGCUGAGAUGACUGAAGCGUGGGUGAUUAAUGACAUGAAGGCACUGGGAUUGAUUGCUCAAGGCAUUGCGGUGGAGCAUCACACCAAGAUUCGGUCGGCAACGACGGCUAUCCAGGCAUGGAUUACGUUGCGUGAGUUCUACAAUCGUACGACGAUGCACAAUCGGGUGACGAUGACUCGCCGUCUUCAUGAUUUUAAGAUGGACGACGGCGUGACGAUGACCCAGCAUCUGGACAAGUUCGAUGAACUAAUUGUUGGUCUCCAGUCUCUGGGAGAGCCAAUUGACGAAGCGCGACAGCUCGUGGUUUUGCUCAGCAGUCUGCCUGCAGAGUACGAGAUCAUCGCGUCGAUCGUGGAGAACGCCAAGGACGUCACUCUCAUUGAGGUAAAGGAGAAGCUUCUUAAGGAGUAUGAGCGACAGGACAAGAAGGAAGCCACGGAACGCGCGCUAAAGGCUACAACACAUGGGAUAAAGUCGAAGAACGCAAGGUUCGACAAGAGCGGAAGGAACAAUGGACGCAAGGACAACAUCUCGAGGAAACGAAGUGGGUUCAAAGGCAAAUGCUUCAACUGUGACAAGUUCGGUCACAUGAAGCGGGACUGCCCGGACUUUAAGGGGCCUGGCAAAAAUGAAGAGGACGCUGUUUUCGCUGCCGGGGAGAGUCGAUCAUCAGGGUGGCUGAUCGACAGUGGUGCAACGGCACACAUGACGCCGCACCGAGAAGACUUGUUCGACUACAAAAACCUAGUGACAAGCAUUGAGGUGACCAUCGCGGAUGGAAAGAAGAUCCGUGUGGUAGGAACCGGAUCGGUGCGUUUAACGGGCAUUGACGGCAAGCGCAUUCGGAUGUUAGAUGUUCUCCACAUCCCUGGCCUGGAUCGACGACUACUAUCGGUCGGCAAGCUUGCAGAACGCGGACUCAAUGUUGAGUUCGAGCGCACAUCAUGUAUCAUUUGGAACAAAAAGCAAGCCACCGCCUCGGGGAAAAAGGUCGGCAAGGCCUACAUACUAGAAUGUCAGCAGGAAACGGCGCAAUACGUGGAAUAUUCGGACGUCGAUAGCAAUUAUGAUCUUUGGCACGCUCGUAUGGGUCACUUGAACAAGGACGCGCUGGAAACGCAGCGUGUGACGACUGGUAUUACAAUUACCAAUUUCAAGACGAAGGCGCUAUGCAGUGGAUGCUUGAAAGGCAAGCAAACGGUGACACAAUUCCCAUCUCAUUCACAGACGAAGACGUCUCGUGUUCUGGAACAUGUGCACACGGACGUAAUGGGACCGAUGAAGACGAGAUCAAAAGGUGGCGCAAAGUAUAUGCUUACCUUUGUUGACGACUACUCAAAGUACGUUGUGGAAUACUUCCUUAAGAAGAAGAGCGAAGUGCCGAGAAGAUUUGAGUCUUUCAAGACCAUGUACGAGAAUCAGUGGGGAGAGCGCAUCAAGUGUCUACGUUCUGACAGCGGCACUGAGUUUGUAAACAAGGCCAUGGAUGAAAUCUGUCAGCGUAACGGAAUUUUUCAUCAAAAGACUGUGCCAUACAGCCCUCAACAAAAUGGAGUGGCUGAGCGGAUGAACCGAACGAUUAUGGAGAAGGCACGGAGCAUGAUGCACUACAAGGGUGUUUCUACUUCCUGGUGGGCAGAGGCAGUUAGCAGGCAGUGUACUUAA
Messenger RNA from Peronospora farinosa, 1788 nucleotides. The record is from the annotation of a GenBank genome assembly. Lineage: Eukaryota; Oomycota; Peronosporomycetes; Peronosporales; Peronosporaceae.